AUGGGUUAUGAUCCGAGGGGUACGGUCAUCAAAUGCGGUCGGAAGGCUAACUAUGUCAAUCCAUUCGAAUUGCCGUCUCAUUUCACCUUUCCGGUGAGUCGAGUGAGUCCUGUAAAGUUGAUCGGUGGCCGUAUCAUGAGACGCCUGACUGAAGGAAACCUGAUCAGUUGUCUUGUCAAUCGGGCCCGGGCAACCGGGGCCCGUUGCUACCGCCGCCCAAUAGACCUGACAUGCUAUAAAGCCAAAAUGACCGGACCAGUCAUAAUUUUGCCUUGUGUGACGCCUGAAGAUUGUAGCAAACGUCGGGUCUCUUCGUGGCCGAGCCCAGUCAAAAGGACAAUUAAAGCUGAACCUUGUGAGAAUAUAUUAUGUCUCGGUAUCGGGUGUUCUAAAGUAUGUUUUAAUGGUUCGUGGCGUUCGGAAACACAGGUUGGUAGAUCCCUUUAA
Messenger RNA from Protopolystoma xenopodis, 447 nucleotides. The record is from the annotation of a GenBank genome assembly. NCBI's taxonomy places the organism in Eukaryota, Metazoa, Platyhelminthes, Monogenea, Polystomatidea, Polystomatidae.